AUGUCUACAGCCAAAGGUCGUAAAAUUGCAGGGUUCAUUGGUGGAUUAAGUGGUCUUGUAGUUGGUAUAUGGUUCUUUACAAAAAAUUAUGAAUUAGUUAAAUUUACACCACCAGAGAGAAAUCCAGAUGGUUCAUUAAAACCUAAAAAGUUUAAGGUAACUUUCCAACCAACAUCUCCAUUAAAAUUGAAACCUGAAGUUGAAGCAAAACAAAAACAAGCAAUUAAGGAGAAAUAUCUUUCAGGGAAAAUGACUGAACAAGAAAAAAAUGAAUAUGAACAGAUACUUCAAGAACCAACAAAUUAUUAA
Messenger RNA from Hansenula ciferrii, 309 nucleotides. RefSeq lists its product as uncharacterized. The coding region runs from base 1 to 309 and encodes 102 amino acids. The transcript has a single exon. The record is from RefSeq and is a predicted model, not a curated record. Lineage: Eukaryota; Fungi; Ascomycota; Saccharomycetes; Phaffomycetales; Wickerhamomycetaceae.